Messenger RNA from Vanderwaltozyma polyspora DSM 70294, 1827 nucleotides. Its product is annotated as nucleobase cation symporter-1 family protein. Bases 1 to 1827 code for a protein of 608 amino acids. NCBI's taxonomy places the organism in Eukaryota, Fungi, Ascomycota, Saccharomycetes, Saccharomycetales, Saccharomycetaceae. Gene Ontology annotation, biological process: transmembrane transport; nucleobase transport. Gene Ontology annotation, molecular function: nucleobase transmembrane transporter activity. Gene Ontology annotation, cellular component: plasma membrane. The record is from RefSeq and is a predicted model, not a curated record. The transcript has a single exon.
AUGUCAGAACAGAAUAACGAACCCAGUAUGAGGUUUAGAAAAACUUUCUCAAGAGCUAUGAGGUUCAUUGAAAUUCCCACUGAAAAAAGAGAAACUGUCAGUGUACUGAAGAAUCCAGAUUUAUUCCCAAUUCCAAAAGAAAAUCAAACUUGGGGGUUCUGGUCUAACUUCGGUUACUGGGGUAUCAUCUCCUUUGGUGUCGGUACUUGGUUAAGUGGUUCCUCCGCUUUAAGUGUCGGUUUAAGUUAUCCUGAAACGAUUGGUACUUUCAUUAUUGGUGACGUCUUAACAAUCAUGUUCACUUUGGCAAACUCCUACCCAGGUUUUGAUUGGAAAGUAGGUUUCACCUUAUCUCAACGUUUUGUUUUUGGUAUUUAUGGUUCUUGGUUCGGUAUUUUGAUCAGAAUUUUAAUGAGUGUUGUUAAUUAUGGCUCAAACGCCUGGCAAGGUGGUUUAUGUGUUAAUAUGAUUAUUAACUCAUGGUCUCAUCAUUAUUUAAAUUUACCCAAUACUCUAUCUUCCCAUGUCGCUAUGACUACAAAAGAAAUUAUUGGGUUUUUCAUCUUCCAUGUCAUUUGUGCUUUAUGCUAUAUUAUGAAACCAUAUCAAAUGAAAUAUCUAUUGAUUUGGUCAGGUUGGGCCACUUGUUUCUCAAUGAUGGGUAUGGUCAUUUAUUUAACUCAUAAAAAUGGUGGAGUCGGUGAUUUAUUCACAUCUACAAAAACUACCGCCCAAGGUUCCGCCAGAGGUUGGGCUUGGGUUUAUAUGAUUUCAUAUUGGUUUGGUAGUGUCUCUCCAGGUUCUGUUAAUCAAAGUGAUUACUCAAGAUUUGGUUCUUCUCAAAAAGCAAUCUGGUGGGGUACCAUAUUGGCCUUGUUGAUUCCAACCACUAUUGUUCCUGUAUUUGGUAUUAUUGGCGCGUCGACUAGUAGUGAGUUAUACGGCGAACUUAUUUGGAUGCCAACUGGUUUCUUCGAACGUUGGUUAAAUGACAAUUAUUCUGCUGGUGGCCGUGCUGCUUCGUUCUUCUGUGGCGUGGCUUUCACUAUGUCUCAAAUUAGUUAUAGUAUUUCUAAUGCCGGUUUUGCAAGUGGUAUGGAUUUAGCAGGUUUAUUACCAAAAUAUAUCAAUAUUAGACGUGGUGCAUUAUUAACUGCUGCUGUUUCUGUUGCUGUUCAGCCAUGGAAUUUCUAUAACUCUUCUUCUACUUUCUUAACUGUUACAAGUGCAUUUGGUGUUAUUAUGACACCAAUUAUUUCUGUUAUGAUUUGUGAUAACUUGAUUAUUAGAAAAAGACAGUAUUCUGUGUCUCAAGCCUUCGUGCUACAUGGCGAAUACUACUUCACAUGGGGUGUCAAUUGGAGAGCGGUUGCUGCGAUGGUCGUCGGUAUGGCUCCAGGGUUACCAGGUAUUGCUUGGCAAGUUAACAAUGAUUAUUUCCAUAAUAAAGGUAUUGUCAACUUCUAUUACGGUGAUUCUUUCUUCUCAUUUGCCAUCUCAUUCUUUUUUUAUUGGAUAUUGUGCUACUUCUUCCCAAUUAAAGUAACAAUUCCUCAUGAUGAUAAAGAUUAUUAUGGCGCUCUUACUGAUGAAGUGGCUAGAAAAAAAGGUAUGAUUCCAUUCAGUGAAAUCACUCAAGAAGAAAUCGACAGACACAUGGCUACUGAUCUUAUUGAACACUACGACGCCAAUAGUAGUUACCAAGAAACUUCCUCUACAACAACCGAAGUUAAAGAUGGAGGUGACAAAGAAGAUGGUGACAAAGCUGGUUUGGAAGUUCAAACAAAUUACAGAACAGUUUCAACUGAUGAAGAAGCAGAUGCUUAG